CCAAAUAUAUAUCCAUAACGGAAAAUAUCUGUGCGAUAGGUACAAUUUAUUGAUUAUGGUUGAUACCUCUAAUGUAUUUACUAUAUAAAAUAGGAACAUAUUAUUCAAUAGCAGAAAACGUUUUACAAUACAAAAACCACCGUUUGAAGCAUUUGAAAGGUUGAAAUUCGUAAGCACUUGUUACGAUGUAUAAAUUAACCGCGGCAGAAGACAUAAAUGUUCUUAUUAAUUAAAAAAUUCGGGAUAAUAACUUGUGAUAACGAUCAUGAUCGUAUCCACGGUCUUAGAAGAUAAUCUUCUAAGACCGUGAUCGUAUCUAAUAAAUUGUUAAGAUGCCAGUCCUGUUUAUCUUAGUUCGUGAUUAAAACAUAUAUCUGUAUUUGGCGCCUUUUUUGCAUUUUUGGUUCCCUCCAUAAUAUAUUACAUAAUAUGUGAUUCAAAUUUUCCAUACAAAUGCAAGUAUAAUAUACACUGUUUAUUUUAUCGAAUGAAGGAUUACGUUCUCUUAUGUUACAUUCGAAAUUUUCAACUGCCUACAUACAAUAUAAUUGAGUGAAAUAGUGAAUCGAAAACGUCGUGAUUUUGUGAAUGAGCUGGUACCUAAAUAUCGUCAUUACAUUUCGCGUGGUUGUAUUUUCAUACAGUUUUCAAAAUGUUCAAUGAAUCGGAGUUGAUAACACAUUUCGAAAGUAUAUACAAUUUUGCCGAAGUAUUAGCUUUGAAGAAUGUGCGUGAAAUUCAAAUACCAGUAUGCAGUUCUCUUACUCAACUCACCUCAACAGAUUGCCUUAAAUUGAUGAAAUAUGAAUUGGAUAAAUGGUCUAAUCUUAAAGAAUCACCUAUGGAAAAAAUGCUUGUAUUUUAUUUAGUAACAGAUUACAUAUGCUGUGGACUAUCUUCUCCAGAAUUUCAUAUUGUAUUUCAUAAAUAUCUUAACACAGAACCUUCAAAGAUAAAACUUUUAAAGGAUUUAGUAAACAUUUGGGCUAAUUUAUUCAAAAAUUUUAAAAUUCCAAAUAUUGAUUUUGUAAAAAAUUUAAUGGCUGGCUUGGAGCGUAUUUUUUUUAAAUUUUCAAUUUUAGUUCCUGAUGAUCAUAUCAAAUUUAAAUCCAAUAAACUUAUGGAUAAAAUAAAUUAUUACAUGAAAGAGCACGAGAAAAAUAUUUUAGAUAAUCAUACUUUAGGUAAUAAUAGUAUGCAACAACUGCCUACCUAUGACAAGAAUAUAGUUUUGGGCAUUGAAAACAUAAUUCCAAAAAUACCAAUUAAAUCAGAAGUGAAUUAUUCUAUUCAAAAUCUUCUUCAACAAAAUAAGCGUAAAAAAGAAGUUAUGGAAAAUAGUUUAGAGCAUAAUAUGACUUUAAAUAAUCUACCAGAAAAAAAUAAUAUGAAUCUUCAAAAGCGUAAUUCUGAAACUUUAAUUGUGCACCAUUUCCCAAAGAAACCAAAAUUAAUGUCAAGUGAUGUGCUAAAUAGGAGUACCACAACAGAACCUGACAACAUUACAACAAUACCUCAUGAACAAAAGAAACUCAAUGCUUUUCAAAUAAUGAUGCUCAAUGCUAAAAAACAAAAAACAACAUCGAAAUAAAUUUAAAUAUUUUACUCUAGUUUUUAUACAAUUAUGAUUUUUGUACAUUGAAAAGUUUCUUGUUUAUAUCUUAUUGUUACUAAGGUAGUAACUUUUAUUAAUUUUACUUUACAAUUAGAUCAUUCAAUUAUUAUUAAUAUGCAUUAUAUAUUUGACUAGAUAUAAAAUAAAUACAUAAUGCAUAGUUUUUUUUUUCUAUUUCAAUAUGCUUUGUAUGUAUAAUUUUUUUUUUUUUUUUUGAUAAUUAACUGUAUUAUUAUUAUUAAAAACUGUUAUUGGUUUAAAAAAUGUCUAUUUUCAUGUAAUAUUGUAAACUAUUAAAAUAAAAGAUGAUAAAAUUCAA
Messenger RNA from Aphis gossypii (cotton aphid), 1934 nucleotides. RefSeq lists its product as uncharacterized. The transcript has 5 exons. Lineage: Eukaryota; Metazoa; Arthropoda; Insecta; Hemiptera; Aphididae. The record is from RefSeq and is a predicted model, not a curated record. The coding region runs from base 653 to 1591 and encodes 312 amino acids.